AUGUUUCCUUUAGCAAAAAUCAAAGACAAGAAGGGGCAAGUAACAGGAAGUGAGAUGAGUGCUCAUGGAAAGGCAUCUUUAUCUGGCCUGGGGUAUGAGGAAUUUUACGCCUGCCUCAUCAAAGAGGUGGACAUCUACACCGUGAAAGUGGAGGACCUGACCUUCACCUCGCCCUUCUGCCUGCAAGUGAAGCGGAACGACUACGUGCACGCGCUCGUGGCCUACUUCAACAUCGAGUUCACGCGCUGCCACAAGCGCACCGGCUUCUCCACCAGCCCCGAGUCCCCGUACACGCACUGGAAGCAGACCGUAUUCUACAUGGAGGACUACCUGACGGUGAAGACGGGCGAGGAGAUCUUCGGCACCAUCGGCAUGCGGCCCAACGCCAAGAACAACCGCGAUCUGGACUUCACCAUCGACCUGGACUUCAAGGGUCAGCUGUGCGAGCUGUCCUGCUCCACCGACUACCGGAUGCGCUGAGCAGCGCCCAGCGUCUGCCGCCCCGGCCGGCCGGCCCUGCGUGGCCCGUGGCGUUCCUAGGCGGUUCCGGGGCUCCCCCUUCCUCUCCCUCCCUCCCACAGAAGAGGGUUUUAGGGGCCUGGGCUGGGGGGAUGGGGAGGGCACAUCGUGACUGUGUUUUUCAUAACUUAUGUUUUUAUAUGGUUGCAUUUACGCCAAUAAACCCUCC
Messenger RNA from Lepus europaeus (European hare), 688 nucleotides. Its product is annotated as protein arginine N-methyltransferase 1-like. Gene Ontology annotation, molecular function: protein-arginine N-methyltransferase activity. Gene Ontology annotation, cellular component: nucleus. Bases 1 to 480 code for a protein of 159 amino acids. Lineage: Eukaryota; Metazoa; Chordata; Mammalia; Lagomorpha; Leporidae. The record is from RefSeq and is a predicted model, not a curated record. The transcript has 2 exons.